Molecule: messenger RNA, 1194 nt
Organism: Babesia ovata
Lineage: Eukaryota; Apicomplexa; Aconoidasida; Piroplasmida; Babesiidae
Product: cytochrome C1
Exons: 1
Coding region: 1-1194 (397 amino acids)
Biological process (GO): mitochondrial electron transport, ubiquinol to cytochrome c
Molecular function (GO): heme binding; electron transfer activity
Source: RefSeq, a predicted model, not a curated record
AUGGCGGGCGGAGGAAGCGCUUUGAACAAGAUCUUCCCUGGCUAUAAGGACAAGCUGUGGAACAAGAUGCCUCUGAAGUGGCGUUUGAACAAGAUCAAGCUCUGGAACGCGAAAGCUGUGAGCUCAAUGUACGAUACAUGCGUGACCACCAACACGAAGAUUAAAAGUUUCAACAAAUAUGUUUUGGACCCACUGAAGCCAUCGUACCAAUACCGCCAGCCCGGCGUGGACUACAAGAAGCAGCGUGCACGCGGCACACUGGUUGAAGGUGUUGAUUUUUAUUUGCCCACACCACGAGCGCAGCAGCGCCUCGCCAACUUUUUUGAGCCUUACACCGAUGACGAGAACGAAGAACGCUCAAAGUACCGUUACCAGAGCCUGAAGACGUACAUUUAUGUGGCCGUUGGCGCCACUGUAUUGCACAACUGGUACCAGAGCCGCCCGAUAGCCUGGUGCUCAGAUCUGAAUCCUCCGAGGGCGCCCUACUAUCCCUUUUGGUUCAAGGGCCCCUUCCACGGCCACGACAUCGGCAGUGUUCGUCGCGGUUAUGAGGUUUAUCGUCAGGUUUGCGCUACGUGCCACUCUAUGCAAUUUAUGCGAUUCCGUCACCUGGCAAACGAGGUGUACCCGGAACAGCGUGCAAAGGAGAUAGCUGAGGAGUACGAGGUAGAGGACGGUCCUAACGACGAAGGGGAGAUGUUUACACGUCCAGGUGUUCUUACGGACCCCUUCCCGUCGCCAUACCCCAACGCUGAGGCCGCGCGUUACGCUAACGGCGGCGCAAUCCCCCCCGAUCUAUCGUUAAUGGCAUCUGCACGCAAGACAGGACCGGACUACUUGUUCGCGUUGCUAACUGGCUACUGUGAUCCACCAGAGGGCAUCGAAUUGCGCCAGGGUCUGUAUUUCAACAACUAUUUCACCGGCGGUUCAAUUGCUAUGCCGCCUCCCCUGGAGGAUGGUAUGGUCGACUACGAGGACGGUACGCCCGCUACGGUCUCCCAGAUGGCCAAGGACGUUGUCAGCUUCAUUACCUGGGCCAGCGACCCGAUGCACGACGAGCGCAAGAACAUGGGCAUGAAGCUGAUUUUCGGCGCUACUCUGGGCACCAUCGCCAUGUCGCUAUGGUAUCGUUUCUUCUGGGCUUAUUUGGCCACCUCCAGGAUGGACUUCGGCCGCAUAAAGCACAUGAAAUAA